Molecule: messenger RNA, 252 nt
Organism: Cylicostephanus goldi
Lineage: Eukaryota; Metazoa; Nematoda; Chromadorea; Rhabditida; Strongylidae
Source: the annotation of a GenBank genome assembly
AUGAAGUGCAUUAUUCUGCUAUUCUUCUUGUCCGUGCUGAACCUGAACGUGGCUGCUCUGCGCGAGGAACGUUCUAUGAAGAAGGAAGUCCACGUAUUGCGCGAAAAGCCCAUCGGUCUAGGACAAAAUCCCAUCGGUCUAGGACGCCGUGACUACAGGGACAGACUAUACCCUACCCUUGGUUCACCUAGUGGCAUGAGGGGCCCCGGUGACGCGGUGUUCAUGAAAAAAGUCGAUGUGAAAAAACAGUGA